Messenger RNA from Chara braunii, 4100 nucleotides. The record is from the annotation of a GenBank genome assembly. NCBI's taxonomy places the organism in Eukaryota, Viridiplantae, Streptophyta, Charophyceae, Charales, Characeae.
ACCUUUCACAACGCAAGAGCAGUGUUGAUGCCAACUGUGUCAAGACGAAGAUUGUCAGGUGGUUUCCGGACCUGCAUCAAUGUUGUACAAGCGGAGGGGAGAAGCAGAACCCUCUACCGAAGGUCAGUGCAAAUGGUGAGAAGACCGUCGAUGUCUGUUUGUUUCCGAAGUGUCCGCGAUCGAGCACGACAACAAGAACGGUUAUUACGCCAUGCCGAGCAGCAAACACAGUGAUGGGUGUCUGCGCAGCUGGCAACCCAGGGAAGCGCCAGUGCCCGAACGCUGAAGGCGAACAAUCCAGAGAGAGACAAUGGACAUGAGCGAGAACUUUGUUGUGAAAGAAACGCUCCACGGCAGCGUGGGGCAAGAAUUGCAAGACAAUGGCACUGAGGAAGAGGAACCUAGUGACGACGAUGAGGAGGAGGGCGAAUCGAGCGACGACGAUGAUGAUGAGGAGGAAACGAGCGAGGAUGCCGAUUCAGAAGACACAGACUCUGAGGAUGAUGAAAGGAAGAACGAGUCAGGAAUUGAUGUCGACAUGUUCAAGAAGAGUCUAUCUGGAGAUCUUUUAGGAGAAGCGAAGCAGAUAAUAGCACAGGAGGCGUAUGAUGUUCUGUUAGGCAUCCCGUGGCAGGCGGCUGUCGGAGCGCGAAUGCACUUUGACAGCUGUAAGGUGGUGCUCACCUCAGCCCACCCCAAACCACAAACGAUACCCAUGAGAUUGGCGACGAUCGAUCCGGGAUUGUUGGAGCUCAUACAUCUUGAGCUCCUCUCCAUUGCGCAAGUGAUCGCGAGCGAGGAGGAGGAGAUUCAGCCACGAUUGCGGACGGCGACGGCUCCGCGGAGAACGUACAACGUGGUCGUCAUCCCGGAUUACAUUGCGCAGCGCGCGGAGAGGUUGGAGGACUUCCUGGAGGAAAAGCCGUUGCAGCCCCCCUCGUCAUAUCCCAGGCCGGCGCCCCUCAAGCAGCCGGAGGAGGGAGCCGAGUGGGAUUACCGGAUCCCGUAUCCAGACCCCCCGUCCUCGCGGGACCUUUCCGCUUCCGCCAGCCACCCCGGGAUGCCCCGGUCAUUGACAUUAGCAGUUCCUCCGAGCCGGACAGUCCAUCCGACCGAGGUGGAUUUCAUGGUGGAGCCCACCACCAUCAGGCUCGAGGCCAUCGUGGGGGCGCCGCGCCCUGAUCUGGCAUGGGAGCCAUAUUUGACACCCCCAUUUCACGGGUGUAUUGCGGCGCGACUGGCUGGGACGCUCAUCUAUGAGACCGGGCAGCGUCCCAAUGUGAUGUACCACUUCCUUGUCUUCGCGGCGCAGAAGCGGGAGCAGUGGCCUUACACCGAGACUCGUGUGGUGAUGACGGGUCCAGGGCCCCAAUCGGUGCAGGCUGCUCUUGCAGAGGUGAUGGAGUAUGCAAAGGAGGGCACUCACUAUGACAAUGACAGCGAGUUGUCUUUGCUUGAGGACAGGGUGUCGAGGUGCUUCAUUGUCAGUGUGGAUAUGAGAUCCACGAUGAUGGCAAACGGCGAGGGGUGUGUCAAAGCACAAACAGUGUUCCAACGCUUCAGGGAGUCACUACAUGACGAGUUGAAGACCGGUGCAGCGAAAAUUUUGGUGUUGUCCAGAAUGAAGGACAUAACACAAACACCUCCAAUCGACUUUCAAAAUGUUCCUGUCAUAGUCGCAGAUGGUGUCGAAUAUGUUCUGCUGGAUCAACUUGUGGACUUAAUGAAAAAGAGUCCCGACGACAGGAACGUCGUCCAUGAGGCUUUGCAUGAAGUCACAGAGUUGGUACUGCAGGGUGAAGAGCUAAUUGAAUAUAUGCCGGCAAGAAAGGAAGACAAUAUGAUAUAGCCCGAGUUACCAAGUUCUAUUGCAGAGUACACAGGAAAUGCAGAAGAAGAAGAUGAAGAAGAGGAUGACGGCGCAUCAUCUUCUGAGGUGGAAGUGAGUGUCAGCAAUGUCAGCAGCGACGAGGAAGGAGAGGAACGUGAUGUGUACUAUGAUUUGAAGGGGGCAGGUGGACAGAUGACAAAAGGGUGGGCACAUGCAAUUUUGAGGUUGGCACGUGUUUUUUCCAAUCCGCAAAAAGUGUUGCGUGUUGUGAUGAAGGGGGCAACACCUGAUGGCGCACUGCAGUAUGCCGCAGUGACCAGCAUUAUGAAAUCAUGCACCAAGGGGAAAAAGUGGUCACGUCUUGGCAAGGGAUGGUUUGUUCUGGUGAACAGAGAGGUUGUGCUAGCGACAUCACUGACAUGGGGAGUCAACCUAAGUUGCCGCAUCCACGAUGCACUGACGAUUGCGUGUGAAGAGACAUUGCAUCCCGGCUUGUCAACAAGAGACGCAAUAAGAAGAGGUCGCGAGAAGAGAGAACACCGAAGCAAGAUCACAGGACGAAGAAGAGAAUCACAUACAAAAAAGGACAAAAUUGUGGAGAUGAUCGAUCUCAGAGGCUCGGACGAUUUGCACAGCGCGGUCCGAGAGGAAGCAGAAGAUGAAGACGAGCAGUCCAUAUCAGAAAAGACAGACGGAGAGGAAGACGAGGCAAUGAGCGACGAGGGAAGUGACAGUGAAACUUCCAGUGAAGAUUCUCAUGAUGCUGCCGAGGCCGAUGGCGAGAAAGAGAGGAGCAGCGACGACACAACGCAAGAUGAGGACGACGAAGAAGCAGAUGAAGACGGGAGGGGUGCGGAGGAGAGAGAGAUUUCACCAUCUCUGGAAAGAACGCGAUGCACAAGCGAACGAUUGCAGAACAAGGAGAGAGACGCAUGCGACACGCCCCCGAAUGACAGACAACUAGUGAGGAAGGAAAACGAAAUUCAAGAAGCUUUGGUAGGAUUAGAGCAGAUGGCGACAAUGGUCAAUAUGACAGCGUCUUCUCAAAGAGUAGGAGCGGUGCUGUGGUGCAUCUCCUCCAUUUCAUUUGCGGCGAUCGUAGUGAGGAGAGGACUGCGCGCCAAAUCUCUGUCGAAGUCAGGGGCGAUCGCAGCUUUCUUCGUUGGUACUAUCACCAUGCUUUGUGGCGUAAGGUUUGGCGCUACGCUUCUUGCUUUUUUCUUCAGCUCGUCCAAGCUGUCAAAAUUCAAGGCUGAAGAAAAAUGUGAAUUGGAUGAUGAUUUCAGAGAAGGAGGGCAGCGGGAUUGGAUGCAGGUGUUGGCAAACAGUGCCACGGCAACCGUAUGUUGCAUAGCGUAUGUGUACUUCACGGGGUGGAGAGAUGUCUGCCUUGAUCGGCAGGGCUUCCCAAUUGCGACGGCCCUUUUAGGAGGUUUUGUGGGGCAUUAUGCGUGCUGCAAUGCUGACACUUGGGCAUCAGAGAUUGGGAUUCUGAGCUCUUCCAGACCUCGGCUGAUAACGAGUUUUCAGUCUGUGCCUCGUGGCACCAACGGGGGCAUCACGCUGCUGGGAACUGCCGCGAGUGCUUGCGGUGGGGCAUUCGUUGGGCUCUGGUUUAUUUUGGCUGGUCUGGUUUCAUCUCUGGAAUGCAGUGGGGCGUCCAGGGCUACGCAAUGGCGAGUUAUCCCUCUCUCCCUUCUCGCAGGGAUGUUAGGAACGAUGAUAGAUUCCAUUCUCGGGGCAACACUUCAGUUCAGCGGGUACUGUGCAACCCGAAGGAAGGUUGUGAGCAGACCAGGAGCAACAGUGAAACAUAUCUCUGGAUACCAUGUGCUUAAUAACAACACGGUCAACUUCAUUUCAGCACUCCUGACGGCUUUGGGAGUGGCUGCUGUUUCAUUGGCAGUAUUCUAGUCUGCUAGUCCGUUUUACAUGCGCGUGAUCCGCCACGAAUGGGGUCCGGAAUGGGUCGGUUAUGAGGACGCGUUUUGGACCUCGGAUGAUGGCCGGUUCCUGGUACUUGUGGAAAUCCCUGUGCUCCUGAAUGCUUUUGGUCUUCAAGGCAGUUCUGUGGGAUCGAACCCGAUCGGUCAUCGUUUUCUAAUCUAUUAUACGUGAGUUGCAUUCUUCGAUUUGGCGUACAUUUUUUUUUCGAACGAGAGUGGAAGUUCUGGCGAAUGCAGUGUCUGGUCCAGAUGCUGCCCAUCCCAUGGCCAGGAACACAGUGAGAAAAUGUUGUCCAGGAGUUUGACAGAAUUGUGAGACAGAA